AUGGAGAAAAAGGAAUUUGAGACAUGGCUUGAAACCCUCUCAGCUGCGUUUUAUACCCUCACUGACCUGCAGAAGAAUGAAACUCUGGAUCACUUGAUCAGCCAGAGCGGUGCUGUUCAGCUAAGGCACCUCUCCAAUAACUUAGAAACUCUACUGAAAAGGGAUUUCCUUAAACUUCUUCCACUGGAACUUAGCUUCUACUUGCUGAAAUGGCUUGACCCGGAGACCUUACUCACGUGCUGCCUUGUCUCGAAGCAGUGGAACAAGGUUAUAAGUGCCUGUACGGAGGUGUGGCAGACGGCCUGCCGGAACCUCGGCUGGCAGAUUGACGAUGGCGUGCAUGAGACCGUGCACUGGAAGAAAGUUUACCUGAAGGCGGUAUUAAGGAUGAAACAGCUCGAGGAUCAUGAAGCCUUCCAAACAGCAUCACUUAUUGGACAUAGUGCCAGAGUUUAUGCACUUUAUUAUAAAGACGGACUGCUUUGUACAGGUACCAGACUUGGAGAAUGCUGUCCUGUACAAUUGGGAUUUCUCUGUUAAAUGUUUGUGGUUUAUAUAGAGAAUGGCAGCUUAACUUUAGGGGAAAUUCCAGUGGUUGUGGUACUAGGAGUAAUAUAUGUAAAUACGAGUUACCUGCAUGGUGAAGCUAAUCGUGGCUGUAUUGUGUGUGUGCAUGAGUGUCUCACAUUCGGGUGUAUGGCAAAGUGUCUAGUGUACGCAGUAGCAAUUUUACUGCAAGACACUGUCUACUGAUAGCAUUACCAGGGGGGCAUUAGAAUAGUUUUGCACAUUUACAUUUUGUAUUUUAGUAAAUAGAGUACCUCGUGUCUUAUUUUAUGAAUCCUCAGGUUUUUCACUUUUCCUCCUGGAGAAUUAUUGUUAAGUUCUAGCAAAGAGCAAUGUGAGCCACAUAUUGCAGACUCAGGCGUUUCUUCUGAAUCAAUUGUGGCACCUCUCACUGACUGUAACUCUUAGUGCACCUGGAGGUUAUUGUCGUGGAUCUGCUGCGUUGGCUGUAGUUCAGUGACUGAGUUGGAUGUAGAGUAUAUAAAAGGUUUGAAUAUGAUAAUACUUAAAGGAACACUAUAAUGUUAGGAAGCCAAAACUAUCCCUAAAUUUAGGAUACUCCCUCCCCACCCUGCAUGAAAAGGUUAAAAACAAUUCCAGAACUGAUGUCCCUUGGCGUUGGAUUGCUCUCCUCCACCUGCGGUGUUACACUAAUGGAAGAACCUAAUGCUCGUGCGGUGCUUGCUGCGCAUGCACAUUAGAGCUUCUCCAUAGGAAAUUAUGGAAUCUGUGUGUUCUUAUGGGAAUUUUUAAGAUGCUGGAUGUCCUAAUGAAAAGUAUGAGGACGUCCAAUGUCAUUUCACUGAGUUAAACUCUGCCUGGAAGUGUCUCUAGUGGCUGUCUUUCCAGACAUAACUCUGCAGUGUAAACAUUGCAGGUUCUCAUUGAUUUUUAUUUUUUUAUUCCCAUACUUUAUGUAUGUACUUUAUGUAAUACCUUAAUGUGCCGAACUCGAGCUCCACCCCCUUCGAUUCCCCUUUGCAUUCAUGCAUGUGUUUGGCUUGAUAACACACUGUCUGCUUACACCAUUAACUUGCAGAAGCUCUGUACUGAUAUCGUCCAGGGGACUGACUUUAACAGCAAACGAAUAGGCAAGAUUUACCGCAUGUAGGAAAAUACAGCUAAAAGUGAUAAAUUAACACAGAUCUGUAUUAUUGGAGCAAAGCUGGAUAUCCUGUGUGUUGGGGCACAUAAACUAUUAUAAAAGAGCCCAUGCUGCAUACCUUGCGUGUGUGGGAGGCAUCUUCCUUGAAUAUUUGGUCAAAAUUAUUAAUAUCAAAUAGACACAACAUUAAAGGAACACUAUAGGAAUCAAUGCAUUUCCAUGAGGAAAAUUCAGCGUCCCCAUGCAGAGCGUGGGGACACUGAACGGCAGAGCUGCCUACUGUGCAGCACUGAGCCAGGAAGCCCCACCACUGGCCACUUGGAGGUGUCCCUAGGGGCAAUGUAAACACUGGAUUUUCUCUGGAAAGGCAGUGUUUGCAUGAAAAUGCCUGAAGACCUAUGAUUAUACUCACCAGAACAACUACAUUAAGCUGCAGUUGUUCUGUUGACUAUAGUGUCCCUUUAUAGAGUCUCUAAUAAAAUAUACUGUCAGUGUGACCACCUAUCAGGCGAGGUGAAGUUACUGAGCAAUAUUUAUGGAUGGCCAGAACUGCUUCAGUCCAGUAAUGGAAUCUAUAACUUGUCCAAAUCAAGUCAUGAUGUCAAGCUAUAUUUCCCAAACCUCGCUUUCAUGCAAAACAGUUCCCGCUCUGCAUGUGUAAUCUUUAAAUCUGCCACUGUAAGACUGAACAUGACUAAGCUUGAGAAUAAGGAAGCUUUUUAUCUGGCAAUCACAGAUGUCAUAUUGUGGUUAGGACAAGAUCGAGAAGGCAUUCCUAUUAAACCUAUCAUACUUCCUCAGAAACCUUUGCUAAAUGUUGUCAGAAAAAAAAAACUUCUUAAAAGUGACGUUCAGUUUAUUCAUUACAUUAGUAACACUUUUUAACAUUCAAAUACAUUUAUUUUUAAAGGUAAUACAAUGUUAAACACAGAUCUGCAGUUAAACACAGGUCACCAGUCAAGCCAUAAGACUUGCUUUUCCCACAGAAAUCACAAAUUUGUAGUGAUGUUACUACCGCAAAGGAUUCUGGGUGGGCAUAUGCAAAUUAGUUCAACAAAGACCUUUUUUCCUCAUUCUAUUUUAAACAUGGAUUCCUUUGAUUCUGUGUUUGCUCUAUACAACAGCUUUGAAACACAACUUAGGAAAAGAUGCUAAGCAAUGAAAAACACCCUCUAUCCUGAUUCCUGCAACAGUUCUAAAAAUGAAAAGCAUACUGUCAGGAAGACAAGAGUACAAUGCAUGCUGGAAAAAAGGGGAGAUAGUGAAAGGGCAGAUAUAUUGUUAAAAUAAUUUACAGGUCGAUGAACUGUUUCAUUCCAGUGAUUGCGAUAUAACACACAUGCUUUUGUAGUCUCUGGUCAAGUGGCUGUCUUGUUUGUGUGUUUUUAACUUUUUUUUUUUAUUAUUUAUUUUUUUUAAUCAUAUUUUUUUUAUUUUUUUUUGCGAAUCAAUGCCUAAGAUGAUGUCCUGAGCAAUGUUUUAAUCAAAACCUGGUCACGUACUGACAGUUCUGCCUCCUCUUGUGUCACUGGUUCAAUGAUUGUAUGGGCCGUAAAGGGAAAAGAUGGCUAGUGCACAUAACGGAGCUUCUAGUACAGGGGUAGGCAACCUUUGGUACUCCGGGUGAUGUGGACUACAUCUCCCAUAAUGCUUAUACAGCCAUAAUGCUGGGCUGCCAAAUGUUACCUACACUGCUCUAGUACAAUCUCUUAUGUUCAGUAUCAGCCCAUGCGGACACCGAUCUGCGUAUGGCUUGAAUACCUGUUAGUACUGUUGUAGAAAGGGGAAGAACCAAGGACUAUGGAUUUUUGAAAAAUACUUAUAAUAGCGUAGAGAUUAAAACAAGGAUGUGUAUAAAAUCUACUAACAAUCCAGUUAUAAACCUUUCAUUUCACGGUACAAUGAAGAUUGUUCUUUAUGUUUCUCAUGUUUCUGUAUCGCAGGUUCCGAUGACUUGUCUGCAAAGCUGUGGGAUGUGAGCACUGGUCAAUGCAUAUACGGUAUCCAAACGCAUACCUGUGCUGCAGUGAAGUUCGAUGAGCAGAAACUUGUAACAGGGUCCUUUGAUAACACCGUUGCCUGCUGGGACUGGAUUUCAGGGGCUAGAACUCAGCACUUCCGAGGACAUACCGGCGCAGGUAAGUCAUAAGUCUUGUGUGCAGAUGAAGAUGCUGAAGUGUUUACAAUGUGUUGGAAACUUCAGUAAUCGGUAGAUAUAAUGGCUACAUGUAGAGACAAUUGUCCCCUUCUGUGCAAGUUUUGACGGAUGUUUUUUGUGCUAGAUAAUAAGUAAUAUGCAAGUUUGCAUAUAGAGACUCUCCACUGCACAAACAAAUAGAAAGCAAUAUUUAGGAGCUAUGCCAACAAUGAAAACAUACAUGCAUUUAAUUAUUAAUGUUUUCAAUGGGGGUGCAUCUAAAACAGCUUGAAAAAUGUGCAGAUCCCUUCUAGCCCCACCCAGAAUGUCUCUGGCUGUCCAAUCACAGACUUCCCAAUGCAGCUUAAUGAGAAGUCUUUGCAAGGCAGGAGCACUGGUCAAUUGCUGCCUCUUGAGUUUAUCUGCACUGAGCUAACCAACCAACCAGGCAGUAACAGGACUGGCUUUCUGACAGCCAGGAGGUGUAACAAGGUUAAUUUAUAAAAGUUAUAACUUCUUUUGAAAUUGCACUUUUUGCAAAAUGAAAAAAAGGACACACUCUGCACAUGUAAAGCACUUCAUUAAGCUGAAGUGUUUUAGUGGCCAGAAUUGCCAUGGUUUGAGCAUAUUUUCUCUUGAUCUACCCCUCACACUGGGGGCAGAGCUUCAAUCCCGCCAACUUUCCACUGCGAGUUUCAAUUCAUCUAUAACGCUUACCGAUUGAGAAACCUAGAAGGACUGGUACACCAACAUCUAACCUCCAGUAUUCCUUACAUAUGCUCGAACCGGGCUGGCAGUGUGAAAGACAUCUCCCAGCUUUUGGCUUUUUGCCAUACCGGCUUGCAUGAGUAGCGGUAUCUGAUACCGCACAUACUCACUUUCUUUUAUCUUGUAAGCAGCUGCAAUAAUAAUGGUUUAAUUUGUUCAAUAAAUGGUUAUAUUUUUAUAGAUCCACAAGCUUGUCAUACAGACUAUACUAUUAUCUAUUCUUUGUACUUUCUUUUUUUUUUUUUCUACGUACAUGACUACCCGUGGAAAUCUUCCUGAGAAAUAUUAAGUAUUCAUAUGUACAUCUGCACUUUCUGAUUUAAGAUCACUAUUUACCUAUGCGCUCCACUCACACUUUGUAUCUAAAAUUACAUGCAUGUAUGUGAUAGUUUUGUAUACUUUAACCUUUUUAGAGCCCAUUGGGAAUACCUCUAACACUGAGAGUGUUCUUACAGAUAGACACAUGGGGACCUGUGCCGUUCUUUUAAAGCAUGGGUUCUCAAACUCCGGCUCCCCAGAUGUUGCUGAACUACAACUCCCAUGAUUCUUUGAAUUACAUAGCCAGAGAAUCAUGGGAGGUGUAGUUCAGCAACAUCUGGGGGGCCGGAGUUUGAGGACCCCCUGUUUUAAAGCAUUGUUAUGCUUCCCAAAAUGUUGGUACGUGGUAAUGAGGAUAGGGAAUCGGCUAUAAAGGAGGCAUAGUGGUAGUGUUCGAUUAAAGAAGCUAGGCAGGUCAGGUAAAUAGAAUAAGUACAUUGAGUGGAAUCAUUUAAUGGAUAAUAAACCCAAAGAUGAAACAAUUGAACCUGGUAUGACAAGUUCUCUAUAAUUUCUCAUUUUUGCUAUUGUGUUUUUCAUAUAGAUUUUGAUUUUUCCCAUAAUUCCUUGAAUGUUACAAUUUUUGUCCUCUUUUUAAUUCUAGUGUUUAGUGUGGACUAUAACGAUGAGCUAGAUCUGUUAGUCAGUGGGUCUGCGGAUAACACUGUGAAAAUAUGGGCCUUAUCUUCUGGAUCAUGUUUGAAUACGCUCAAUGGCCACACGGAAUGGGUCACUAAAGUAGGUUUGACCUCUCAUGCUGCAAGGCCUCAUGAAACACCGCCUGUUAGGUUUAAAUACAUUGGGGGUGGGGGGGGGUUGUGGGCACUGCUUAUGUCAUAGAUUGUAAAUCCUUUCUGUAAUCAACAAGGCUGAAUAAUAGAUUUCCCUCCACCUGCGUAUAGAUUCUACUACAUACUGCAAGGCAUCACUAGUCAUGUACUGUUCAACAGCAUGAAGUAUAGAUGUGUCUGGGGAACCUUGGUGCAACUGCUGACUUUACUUCAUGCAAAGUAUUGAUUGAAAGAGGCUCAGACGUGUAAUAGGAGUCCUGAUUACACAGUCUGAUUGCUUCCUCUUUGCACUGUGCUGGCCACAAGUAUAACAAAUAUUUAGAUUUCAAGAUUUUUAGAAAUUUUAUAUUUUACACCUUUGCUGCUUCCACUCUUUUGGCUGUGUUGUAAAUAUAUGUAAUUUUCAGUAUCACUCUAAGCCGGCUAUGCUUUGAUAAUAGUCUCUCACUUAAAGUGAAUUAUAACAAAGAAAAUGUAGUCACUGCCUGUAAGAAUAGAUAAUCAUGCUCUAUGGCCAGGGGUAGGCAAUCUGAGGCACUCCAGAUGAUUUGGACUACAUCUACCAUCAUGCUGGCAAAGCAUCCAGGGAGAAGUAGUCCACACCAUAUGGAGUGCCUCAGAUUGCCUGCCCCUGCUCUAUGUAGUACAGAACUUUGCCCAGCAGGAGGUGUGACUACCCAUAGGCUGCAAGUGACUGCUUGCAUAAAUGGAUCGGCCGCUUACCAACAAAAAUAUUGUUUGAAUCCAUGACCGCCAUAUUAGAAAGAUUGGCUUAAAGUGAUCCUUGAAAAAUAAUAAUCUAAUUAUUUUUUUUUAAAUUAAUAUUCAUAUUUAUAAAACGGCCUAAUGACUGGUCACCUGUUAAACCAAAGUAUCUCAAUGUGCAAGCAAUGUGGGUUGUUUUUGUUUUUUUUAGUUAAAUAAUGGACAUAAAUGAUGAAUGUAGUUUCUCCAUGAAUUCACAUGAUGAAAAUUACACUUAUGCGAUCAAUACAGCUUAUGGCUGCAUUGAAAAUGUAUUGGAUGAGAUAUUAUGUCUGUCCUAUAAAGACAUGUUUUUUUCCUCUAAAUCUUUUCUCUUUUUCCCUGCAGGUAGUUUUACAGAAAUGUGAAGUGAAAUCUAUCAUGCACAGUCCCGGAGAUUAUAUACUUCUCAGUGCUGACAAAUAUGAAAUCAAGGUCUGUGUGCUCCCUUCCUAAAUAAUAGCUCUUCACAUGGAUAGCCCUAGUGUGAAACUUGUCUGGAAUUCAGACGGGUUAUUCACUAAUGUGAAAAUUGUUAAAAAUUCAAACUUCAUUUCACAUCUAAGGCAAAAGUAGUCAAACUGGAUGAUAAUUAACUUCUGGAGAUUCUAGAUUUCUAUAAUUGAUAUUUUGGUGAAUAACCCUGACAGUGAAUCUAAAAUGUCGGGACAAAAAUAGCAGAACAGAAAAUCUAGUUUACUUGGAGUUUUUUCCCCAUGUUUGGUUGUAAAAUUAUGAUGUCGCAAAAAUUCCCCCUUCAUCGCGUUAAUUUGAAAUAGUGAUCGUUAAUAUUUGUGCACUAAUGUCCAAAAUAGACAUUCGGUAAGGGGACUUAUUCACUAAAUAGUAAGAACAUCUUGGUUGGUUAUUUGCCCGGGAACUGAGUUGAAGGUUCUAUUCCCACCAGUGUUGACGUUACAGCCUGCCAAGGUCAAUAAAACGAGCACAAUUGAGAUACGUCAUAACAUCUCUAAACCCCAGACUAGUUGAAAUUGAUAGAGAAUGUUAAUGUAUCCUUCUACAUAGUGUAUAUUAUUUAAUUAUUAUAUUAUCUCACUUCUCAGUGAAUAAUUCCUUUUACAUCCCAAACACUAAGCUUACAUUUUUAAUUAAUAUAUUUUGAGAAAUUUACCGUAAUAGAAUAUGAAAAAUUUAUCUUUGUGUUGUGAAUUUCUUUAAAAUUCUUCUGUACAAUAAAAACUGUGUGUGUGUGGUUUGUAAAUAUUCUGGAUCCUAUACUUUUGUGUAGGGUUUAGAUGUGGAAAAACACUGAUUUUUUUUAAACCAGACACUUAAUGCACCCAGCCGAUUGAUGCAAACUUAAACUAGGUAUGUGCUGUGUUUUUAGUACUGAAAUGCUGUACGUACAGACUCCAAGCACCAUGACCACUUCAAAUCAUUGAAGCAUCUAUGAUGCUUGGGGUUGCCUUUUUAAAUGAAAAUGAAAUCAAAUGACUGAAAUCUGACCGCUUCAUUCUCAAGUAUAUCAGUGAUGUCUGAUUUUGGAAUCCGGACAGGCUGAGCAAUAAAGGGCAAUGUAGUCACUGGUGUAAAUGUUCAGAAAUGACUGACUAGUUUGUUUAAAUGUUCACAAAUAAUGAACAUGGUUUGUUUUACAGAUUUGGCCGAUUGGGCGAGAAAUUAACUGCAAAUGCCUGAAGACUCUAUACGUCUCAGAUAAUCGCAGCAUUUGCUUACAACCACGGCUGCAUUUUGACGGCAAAUACAUUGUGUGCAGUUCAGCUAUAGGUCUAUACCAGUGGGACUUUGCUAGCUAUGAUAUCCUAAGGUAUUUAUGGCUGUGGAUUUUAAUAUGGAUGAAUUGUUGGAAAAUAUUUAAUAUUUUUUUAUUAUUUGUCUUUAGUACACAUGAGUGAAAAUUAAAUUGCCCCCAACUGGAGCCAUUACAGUUGAAGGUUCCUCCUUAGCACCCACACAUUGGUGCUGCACAUUGUAGAGUGUAGGAAAGGCCACCAAUCUCCUCAUAGAUGCAACUCCAUGCAAUUCGUGAAGACGCUGAACAUGCAGCACUGACCCAGGAAGCAUCUCUAGUUACAGUCUUUGUGUCUGCAUCUGGAGGUGUCACUAGGCACUGGAAAGGCAGUAUUUAUAUUUAUAUGCCUGCAGGUACAGGCUAUAGACACCAGAACAAUUAAAUUGAGCUGUAGAUGUUCUAAUGACUACAGUGUCCCUUUAACCUAACUUGCCACCUGCUGAAGCUUAACCACAGCAUUGCCCUGUGUGCACUUCAUGGCAGAAGCAGGCCGCCUUGUCAAUGUGUGUGUCUGCAGCCUUCCUCAGUAUUCAAGAUAGCCUUAAAGGACCACUAUAGGCACGCAGACCACUUCAGCUUAACAAAGUGGUCUGGGGGCCAGGUCCAUCUAGGAUUAACCCUUUCUGCUGUAAGAAACUGCUAUGUUUACAAAUGGGUUAAUCCAGCCUCUCAUUGACAGCCGCUAGAGGCGCUUCUUGUGAUUUUCACAGUGAGAAGAAGCCAGCUUCCAUAGGAAAGCAUUGAGACUGCUUUCCCAUGGAUUGGCUGAAUGCGCGCGCUGCUCUUGCCGCGCAUGCGCAUUCAGCCAAUGACGGCGAAAAGGAGGAGGAGAGUUCCCCGUGCUGAGCAAGCCGGCGGGGAAAAACAGGUAAGAUUUAAACCCUUCAAUCCCCUAGAGCCCGGCGGUGGGGGAGACCUAGAGACGGUAUAGUGCCAGGAAAACGAGUAUGUUUUUUCCUGACACUAUAAUGGUCCUUUAACAUUAUCGGUUCUAUAUGUAUCCAUUGUUCCCUUCUACCUUCACACACUGACAGUGCUGCCUGCUGCUUUUAUGAAGUGCGCAGAAGCCAGUGGUGUGAUUGGUCUGUGUGGAUAUAAAGUAGCGAGCAAGUUAGUCUGACCCAACAUGGUCACUCAGCCGAAGAAAGCCAAAUGUCAUAUGUAAUACAUUUAAGAAGUGAAAAUUUGAUGACAGCUAUCCCUGCCAGUACAGUUCAGUUGGCAAACUCUGUAUGAGUUGACUGCACGCCCCACUUGUUUGAUGGAACAGUGGUGUUAUGGGGUUGGAGAGUAAGGUGGUGAAGUAAGUAGACCUUAUAGACCUUAAAGUUAACAAAAAAAUAGUGGCGUGUGUAUUUCACAACUAUUUAUCUGCUCUCCUUCUCCCCACAGAGUUAUAAAAAUGCCAGAUUCUGCAAAUAUUUCCUUACUUGGCUUUGGCAAUAUCUUUGCUCUUCUCUUCGACAACCACUACCUGUACAUCAUGGAUUUAAGGACAGAGAAACUGAUCAGCCGAUGGCCUCUGCCAGAAUAUCGGAAAUCCAAAAGGGGCUCGAGUUUUUUGGCUGGAGAAAUAUCUUGGUUAAACGGGCUGGACGGUGAAAAUGAUAUUGGUUUGGUCUUUGCCACAAGUAUGCCAGAUCACAGUAUCCAUUUGGUAUUGUGGAAGGAGAAUGGUUGA
Molecule: messenger RNA, 9885 nt
Organism: Pelobates cultripes (western spadefoot toad)
Lineage: Eukaryota; Metazoa; Chordata; Amphibia; Anura; Pelobatidae
Source: the annotation of a GenBank genome assembly